Messenger RNA from Trichogramma pretiosum, 2325 nucleotides. RefSeq names its product peroxidase (gene cysu). The record is from RefSeq and is a predicted model, not a curated record. NCBI's taxonomy places the organism in Eukaryota, Metazoa, Arthropoda, Insecta, Hymenoptera, Trichogrammatidae. The coding region runs from base 1 to 2325 and encodes 774 amino acids. Gene Ontology annotation, molecular function: heme binding; peroxidase activity. The transcript is spliced from 16 exons. Gene Ontology annotation, biological process: response to oxidative stress.
AUGUUAUUUGCCAAUCCGGCUGCAGCGAGCAACCGCUCGACUUUGUCAGCGCACGUGUCUUUUCUGCUGGUAGCGCUGCUGCUCGCUUGCGCUUGGCGCGAGUCGAAAUCUCUCGUGCAGGUACUGCCGCCGCCGAUCGUACAUAAUAACGGGGCCGGCGAGGAAUGCGCUUUGAUCAUCGACGGCCCGGGACGCAGCAGCCUCUACGAUUACGCUUACCACCUUUUGCGUCGAUCGGCCGAACCAACGGCUUAUGUAUCGCGGACUUGCAUCACUUACGAGGCUGUCAAUCGUGCCUUUAUCGAAGCAUCAAAGCGUAUUUUUGUAUCGAAACCACCUAACGAAAAAUGGAGGUUCGAAGAUAUCGGAGCGGUUGGCGAGCUACUGCUAGAUAUAACAUCGAAUUUAGCAUACACCUACGGCCUAACGACGGAGCAGUUGGACAACCUUCUGCCGCUUCUCGACACGUCGAAAACGCUCAUUCGCGACGUUUGCCCGGCCUUCCUGAGCAACGUGCAGUGCAAAGCCGGCAAGUAUCGGCGCUUCGACGGGCUCUGCACGAAUUUAGAGCACCCGUCUUGGGGCGGCAGUCUGCAGCCGUUUGUCAGAUUAAUGACUCCCAAAUUUGCCGACGGUAUCAAUGCACCAAGGGUUGCCGUUUCUGGACGCGAUUUGCCCUUAGCUCGAGUCGUUUCACAAACCAUACACCCUGACGAGGGCUUUCACGAUCAUGCAGGAACCGUUAUGGUCAUUGCUUGGGGUCAGUUCAUCGAUCACGAUUAUACUCUGACUGCCACCCCGUUAGAUCCUUACGAUCGAAACGAUCCCGAAGAAUGUUGCGGUCGCUUACCUCAAGACAAGAAUCCUUACUGCAACGAGAUCAUCAUUCCCGAGGACGACUAUUUUUACCGAUUGUUCGGCGUGCGCUGCUUGAACUUCGUGCGAGCUUUCUCGGGCGUGAGGCCCGGCUGUCGUCUGGGCAAACGUGUCCCCUUCAAUCUGCUCACCGGCGUGCUCGAUGGUAAUACCAUUUACGGUGUCAGCGAUGAGUAUGCCAACAAACUUCGAACGGGUUACGCCGGAUUAUUACGUAUGAAUCCCGUGUUCGAGAAGUACGGCCUAAAGGAUCUGCUGCCGCUGAAACUCGACAUCCCUGACGAAGGUUGCACGCGCCCCAAUAAGUCCAUGUACUGCUUCGACGCCGGCGAGAUCAGAGUGAACGAGCAAUUGGUCUUGACUUGCAUGCACACGCUCAUGGCUCGCGAGCACAAUCACCUGGCCAGAGGCCUGGCCCUGGUCAAUCCACACUGGGACGACGAGACUCUGUUCCAGGAGGCGAGACGAAUCGUCAUAGCGCAAAUACAGCACAUAACUUACAAUGAAUUUUUGCCCAUACUGCUCGGCAGAAACGUCAUGCAAAAGUUCGGCUUGACUCUGGAGAAAGACGGUCGAUACUGGGACGGCUACGAUUCUAGUGUAAAUCCAGGUGUACUGGAUGCCUUCGCAGCCGCAGCUUUUCGAUUCGGUCACUCGCUCUUGCCCACCGCAGUCGAACGCUGGAGCAAAGCUCAUAAAUUCAUCGCUUCGAAGAGACUGUCGGAUCUCAUUAGAAGACCGUUCGACCUGUACAGAGCCGGAGUAUUCGACGAGUACUUCAUGGGCUUAAUGAAUCAAGUGGCACAGGCCAUGGACGACUCGAUAACGCAAGAGGUCACCAAUCACCUUUUCAAGAAAGUCGGAGCCAAGCACGGCAUGGAUCUCGUGUCUUUAAAUAUGCAGCGAGGUCGUGAAUUCGGCAUUCCUGGAUACAUGGAAUUCAGGAAACUCUGCGGACUGCCUUGGUCGGACUCCUUCGAGGAUCUCUUUGGGUCGAUGCCGAACGAGACUGUGCGACGAUACAUGUCUAUUUUCGAACACCCUGCGGACGUGGAUCUUUGGUCCGGAGGAGUAUCCGAGAGGCCCUUGCCCGAGAGCAUGCUCGGGCCCACUUUCGCCUGCAUCAUCGCCACGCAAUUCAGCAACACGAGACGCGGAGAUCGUUUCUGGUACGAGCUGCCCAAUCAGCCGUCAUCUUUCACUCCCGCUCAACUGCGCGAAAUAAGGAAGACAAAGCUGGCGCGUGUGAUUUGCGAUAAUACCGAUCUCAUCGACACCAUUCAGGUUUAUCCGAUGGUGCUGCCCGAUCACGAGAUCAACCCACGUGUGCCGUGCAAGAGCGGCGUCCUUCCGAGUAUCGACCUUUCCAAAUGGGCCGAGUAUCCGCAGCAAGCCUAUCAAAAUCCAUUCGUUCGCAUUUACAAUACUCAUUUCGGACAGCGUCUCUAA